Messenger RNA from Dibothriocephalus latus, 552 nucleotides. NCBI's taxonomy places the organism in Eukaryota, Metazoa, Platyhelminthes, Cestoda, Diphyllobothriidea, Diphyllobothriidae. The record is from the annotation of a GenBank genome assembly.
AUGCGUUCAACUAGUGCCGCUCUUAAUUUGGGCCUUUUGGAUCUUUCAAGGGCCAUUGGCCUGCUCCAACACCCCAAGCUUGGCCAACAAUUUUCAAAACCGAAACAAUACGUCCGAUGGUUUCUAAAUUCCCAAGGCCCCGGCCUUCUCGAGUGGUCGUUUCUCGUUAGAGCAGGAUAUUUUUAUGUCUUGGAACGCUACGGUAAAGCCAUCCUAAAUUGUACUGAAGCUCUGAGAAUUCAACCACGCUGGGCACAUGCAAUGCUGCAUCGUGCCUUCUACAAAUGCCACAUCGACUCCGCUGAUCUGGCAAUGUGUGAUUUGAACGAAGCAAUAAAUACCGAUCCGUCUUGUUAUCUGAUCUUUUACAACCGUGCUUGUUGUCACGAGAUGUUACAUGACAGACAUGCAGCUAUCCAGGUAUGUCUAAAACCACCUCACGCGAGAUUUGUUCUACAUUUCACUGACACUACAAUGGUAUAUGCAUCGAAAAAGGCCUUUCUAAGUACCUUUAUGUCCUACAUUGUUCCUCCUACGAGUUUCAUUCUUUGA